UUGCUCCGUCGACUGCUGUGUUGCUUUAUGAGCACUCUUGUCCUCUGCAUUCAACCGACCAUCAUAUUGAAUAGGAACCUCCGUCUCCACCCCGUUCUCAUCCACAGUGAGCGCGCAGUUCUUCCCUAUCAAAUGCCACUCCUUCUCGUCGUACGUCGUGGGCUCGCUCGCAAUGAUCGACUGCCCGGGUACUUGCCGUUCAACGACCGUCCCGCGAAUUCGCUCCAGUACAACGAAGGCGGCUCCUGCGUCUCGUGGUUCCGAAACCGAAUAGCUACCAUCUUCUCGCCGUCCGUCGUGCAGAAGUUGAGUGAGUUCGGUGUCCGCUGGUUCUCGCCGAUCUUGACCUUCUGCAAAGUCAUGAUCUGGAUGACCGUCUUCCGCAUCGCCGCCAGCAUUUCGUCCAAAGGGUAUGUCUUUUGCCAUGUUGUCUUAUCACCGUACUGCGUCAGGUUCGUCAUGUACAGCGCCGCCGCAUGCUCCGAGUCCGUCGCACCAAAUAUGUUGCAGUACGCAUCGAACGAAAGCAGGUCCGUCAAUUCCCUACGGACCGCAUUGAAGCCCGUGAUGGCGCCGUUGUGCAUCCAAAUGUGCCGGCCGAACACAAACGGGUGACUGUUGACCUGCGUCACCGCGCUUCCUGAACUGGCCCGGAUGUGCGCGAACACGCAUUUCGUCUCCGUAUUCUCACACAGCGAGCGGAAGUUGAAGUCAUUAAUCGGUGGAGAUUGUGAUUUGUAUAGGGCUGGUCUAGGUCCUGAUACAGACUUCAUAUACGAGGCCGCCGCUGAGUUGUACCAUGCGAUUCCGAGGCCGUCCAUGUUCAGGAGUGAAUUGCGCAUUCGAAUAAGUGGAUCGGAGGGAUGGUCUAGAUCAUGGUCUUUAUCGUGGGGUAAAAGUCCGGGGAGGUAGUGUUCUGGCAACGCUGUCAGCAGUAGUCGCAGUAUCGAAGCUGAGCAGACCGAUAUACCUGAACAUUGUUUACUGAUGCUGUUCGCGGGCGUAAUCAGAACAUCGGACAACAGACACGGCUCCGUUGGACUGAUGUAUGCGAACCAGCGACACAUCCUGCCUUCUUCAGACCAGCCCGACUCUUGUGUAAUGUAUAUGAACUCGUGGAUAACCCAAGCAAAAGUGCUGCAAAGGUGGGUAAACAAAUAUCGAUUAUCUACC
This is a messenger RNA of Periconia digitata, 1173 nucleotides long. NCBI's taxonomy places the organism in Eukaryota, Fungi, Ascomycota, Dothideomycetes, Pleosporales, Periconiaceae. The record is from the annotation of a GenBank genome assembly.